AUGUGGAUCAUCUCAUUCUGGGUUUUCCCCGUCAUCUCGGCCUGCAUGUGGCUCGCAAUGCUGAUUGCGAUGCUAUCGACCUGGGCAGUCAAGGGAAAGCCUCAUUACAGCAACAUGCCCGCAAGCCGCACAAUUCCAUACAUCUCAGAUAUCGGUGCAACUGGGAUACAACCUCUCUUCAUUGCCGGCAGCGUGGUCACAGUCGUUUUUCUAGAUCUCUCUUUCUUGUCAGAGCGCUGGCUACGACACUCGGGACAGCUUGUGCGCAACAAAGGACGCUUCGAUAAGGCCUGCUCGAUCAUCUCGAUCAUUUUCUCGUUCAUUGGAGCGGCAGGGCUGAUCUUGCUGUCGAUCUUUAAUGACGUCGAUUAUAAGAAUGUGCAUGACUCGAUGUUAGGAGUGUUCAUUGGAGGCUACUUGCUUAGCGCUAUAUUCAUCUGUAUGGAAUAUCUGCGACUGGGUGUCACAUAUCGGCGACAACACCGUGUGCUAUUCAUCAGCUUCUGGAUCAAACUCCUGUUUAUCAUCAUUGAGCUCGGUCUCGCUAUUGGAUUUGGAGUCUUGAACCAGAAGGAACACGGUGUCACAAACGCGGCUGCUAUUCUCGAAUGGGUCAUUGCAUUGGUCUUUACAUUCUACGUCCUUUCAUUCAUUAUCGAUUUGCUUCCGUCCGUACGCACUCGCCAUCAUAUUCCACAGGGCGAGAAAGCACUGCACAUGAGCCGGCCGAGCACUAGCUCUGGACCUCAGCAUGAGAUCACGUACGAAGAGCCCGUGACUACAGACUCCAUGGGCGAUCGAGGAAACACCUACCGCGGCCAAGUCGUCAACGGGCACCACAUGAGCGGCACACAUGUGCCCCGAGACUUCUAA
This is a messenger RNA of Talaromyces amestolkiae, 873 nucleotides long. RefSeq lists its product as uncharacterized. Lineage: Eukaryota; Fungi; Ascomycota; Eurotiomycetes; Eurotiales; Trichocomaceae. Bases 1 to 873 code for a protein of 290 amino acids. The record is from RefSeq and is a predicted model, not a curated record. Gene Ontology annotation, cellular component: plasma membrane. The transcript is spliced from 4 exons.